UGCUUUGGGACUAUACCUCAUCAAAUACUUCCAGGCUCGAAGCAGAAGAUUAUAUCGCAAGUGUUCCACACUCAUUUGAAGCAAGACAAGUUUCCAGGAGCUUUCAAUUGACUUGCAUCCUUAUAUCAGACAAAGGGUCUCAUCUACUGUGUCACUAGCCGCUCCUAUAACGUCAUCAUCAGACGUGCAUGGGAAGAAUGAAGCACAUAUUAGCGACCAUCUGUGUCAUGAGCCUCGUCGCAUUUGCUGCCAAUGCAGAAAGACAGCCAGAAGAUGAUUCCCUCCUUGACGAAACGUUCAAAGAUGUGGAACGAGAUGCUGCUCACAUUGGUGAAAUUCAUCGAGAGGUGGUACAGACCCUAACCGAGAGUGAGAAACUGGAGGCUCGGAGUGAAGAGAACAUAUUUCAGGACUUCUGGGAAACAACAACGGAAGCAGUAACGAACGGCGUGAAGAAGAUAACAGGUUCUAUCGUAGGGGCAGUCGCGAAUGCCACGAACAGCGUGCAGAAGAUAACAGGUUCUAUCGUAGGUGCAGUCGUAAAUGCCACAAACAAUGUCAGGCAGGCCGUAACUGACGUCUACCAAAAGAUAAAGGACAAGGCAGUCGAAACCGUGUCGAAAAUAGUAUCCUUCUUUACGAGUAUUUUCACUGGCCAAGAUCCUAAGACACCCACCACUUCCACGGAUGUCCCAAGCGAUUCCAACCAGCAAGCAGCACAGCAACCUAUGAACGUCGCCCAGCGUGGUGAAACACCUUAUAGCUGAUGAAAAUACAGCAACGUGUGGCUCCUGCCCGAAUAAAAAUUGAUGAAUCUUUAAAAAUUGA
Rhipicephalus microplus (southern cattle tick) is the source of this 828-nucleotide messenger RNA. RefSeq lists its product as uncharacterized. Lineage: Eukaryota; Metazoa; Arthropoda; Arachnida; Ixodida; Ixodidae. The record is from RefSeq and is a predicted model, not a curated record.